GAACGCGCGUAUUUAUUGUGCCGGCCUGCCAUGUGGGCCAUGCAAUGCGGUCUGCUGGAAAUUUGUAUUCAGAUUGACAAGUGUGUAGCGAGUGUAAAUGCGGAACACUGAAACUGUGCGAGCAUAGCUCAAAAGACGUACAUUCGGCUAUGGAUCUCGAUAAAAUCCCUCACCGCUUCGUGGACGGCAUUAGCUUUAGUGUGUUCAGCACCGAGGAACUGCUGCGACAAGGCGUGCUCGAAGUUACUUGCGCCGAAACUUUUGACAUCGUCGGACACCCGACGAAAGGUGGUCUCCACGAUGCCCUGCUCGGGCCUAGUGACCGUGACGAAGUCUGUGCCACCUGUGGCCUUGGCUUCACGCACUGCCCAGGCCACAUUGGGUACAUCAAGCUACCCUUGCUCGUGUUCAAUCCCGUGUUCCUCAGGACUCUCUAUCAGUUGCUUCGGGGCAGUUGCUUCGCCUGCCGCCGUUUGCUUUCGCCUCCAGUCGCCUGCCAGGUGGCACUGGCACAGCUGCAAGUGCUCCAGUACGGUGCCGUCGGUGUGGUGCAAGAACUGCAGGACAUUGCCAACGAGACCCUGAUUGACGACAGCGACAAGGGUCGGCUGACCCACCGCGGAGCCAUCAGGGCUGCGCUGCAGCGGCGCAUUGAGCAGUGUGUGGCGUCGGUCAUCGACAGUGUUGGCGAUGUGGAAGAGGCUCGUCGCGCAGCAGAUGUGAAGAAUGUCGUCGAGUGCAGGCAGCGGAUCGUGAAGACGUUCAUCCGCGAACAUCUGAUGGGGGCACCGCGCAAGUGCCCGCACUGCGGAGAGUUGCGCCGAGCCAUGACCAUCCAGAACAACAGCCGCUUUGUGUACACCAGCAAGAUCCGACCCGUGGUGAAGCCACCCACCUCGUCCUUGCCCUUUAGGCGUACGUACAAUGGCGUUGAGGAAGAGGACUACGUGUUAGCCGAGGAGGAGGAGGAGCGGCAGCGCCAAGCCCAGCAGAAGCAGGCCGAGGAAGAGGCGGCGGGCGGUGCGCUGUCCUACUUGACCCCCGUUGAGGCUCGUGCCCACCUGCGAGAGCUGUGGACCAAUGAGCGAUCGCUGCUGCAGAACCUGUUCGGCAUCCUGGCCCUCGCGUCCAACUCUCACGAGUGCCCCGUCGAUAUGUUCUUCCUCGAGGCGCUAGUUGUGCCUCCGACACGGUUUCGCCCGAUGAACUUCAUGAAUGGCCGCAAGUACGAGAAUGCGCAGACGGUGAGCCUCUCACGGGUGCUGCAGUGUUGUGACACCCUGAGAGCGGUGCUCAAGCUGCUCGGGCGCAGGGGCUCGGACCAGUCUGAGCGGCCAGAGGACCAGAUGGAGACCGAGCGGCUCGAGCAACUGGUGAGCAAGGUGAUGGGCAAGGACCUGGACGCAAAGAUGCACUUUGCCUGGAAUGCGCUUCAAGUGGCUGUCAAUGUUGUGGUGGACAGCGAGCUCGAUCGGCUCAACAUCAACAAGGGCACGCCGGGCAUCAAGCAGAUCCUGGAGAAGAAAGAGGGACUCUUUCGCAAGCACAUGAUGGGCAAGCGUGUCAAUUAUGCGGCGCGCUCGGUGAUCUCACCAGAUCCGUACAUUGACGUGGAGGAGAUUGGUGUGCCUAUGGUGUUUGCCACCAAGCUGUCAUACCCGGAGCCGGUCACUGAUCGCAACAUAGCCGAGCUGCGAAGAGCGGUCAUCAAUGGCCCGGACAUUUACCCCGGGGCGCUGCUGGUGGAACGAGAAGAUGGCGUCGUGAUGCGACUGGACCCAACCAACCGUACGCGGCGAGAGGCGGUGGCCAAGCAGCUGCUGACUCCAACCGAGGCACACCAGCACAUGCUGCUCCGCUGCAAGACCGUGCAUCGACACCUGCGGUCUGGCGACAUGCUGCUCCUGAACCGGCAGCCGACACUGCACAAGCCCAGCAUCAUGGCGCACAAGGCGCGCGUGCUGCCCGGGGAGCGGACCCUACGGCUGCACUAUGCCAACUGCAAGUGCUACAAUGCCGACUUUGACGGAGACGAGAUGAAUGCGCACCUGCCACAGAGUCCCCUGGCUCAGGCGGAGGCCACUGAGGUGGCCAGCGUCAACCGGCAGUACUUGGUGCCCAAGGACGGCACGCCGCUCAGUGGCCUCAUCCAGGACCACGUCAUUGGGGGCUCACUCCUCACCAUGCAAGGGCGCUUCUUCACCAGAGAGGACUACAACCAGCUCGUCUUUGGAGCCUUGACUUUUGUCAAGAUGGGCAUCAAGCUCCUGCCACCGGCCAUCCAAAAGCCACAGAUGCUGUGGACAGGCAAACAGGUGCUGUCAACCGUUCUGCUCAACUGCAUACCGCAUGGCAAGCCACCUCCUACGGUUGAAGGCAAGGCCAAAAUUCCAGCCAAGGCGUGGUCAAAGGGUGGUGAAACUGCGGCCAACAUGACCGAGGGUGAUGUGGUCAUUCGGGACGGUGAGCUUCUCUGUGGCAUCCUCGACAAGGCCCACUAUGGUCCAACCCAGUUUGGUCUGGUGCAUGUCUGCUAUGAGCUGUAUGGAGGUGCGACGUCCAGCCUGAUACUGAGCGCCUUUGCAAGGCUCUUCACGCACUACCUGCAAAUUUUCACUGGAUUCACCCUUGGGAUUGAAGACAUCCUUGUCACCGACAAGGCUGAUAAGAAGCGCAAGCGCAUCAUGAAGAAGGCCAAGACGCAAGGCGAUGCAGUGGCUGUCAAGGCUCUUGGCCUGGAGAAUGAAGAGGAGCUGGAUGCCAUCCAGCUGGAGGACCGGCUGAGGGCAGCACACAUGGCACGCAAUGACCGGCAGAUGAAGCAGCUCGACUCCAGCAUGAAGGGCGUCACCGACGACGUCAACAACCAGAUCAACAAGGCCUGCAUUCCAGAUGGCUUGCUGAAGAAGUUUCCCAGCAACAACCUACAGCUUAUGGUCCAGUCUGGGGCCAAGGGAGGAAUGGUGAACUGCAUGCAGAUCUCGUGCUUGCUGGGCCAGAUUGAACUGGAAGGGCGCCGUGUGCCACUUAUGCUCAGCGGUCGUACAUUGCCGUCCUUUCUGCAUUAUGACACAUCACCACGGGCGGGUGGCUUCGUGGACGGCCGCUUUCUGACAGGCAUCCGGCCGCAGGAGUACUUCUUCCACUGCAUGGCUGGACGGGAGGGUCUGGUGGACACGGCUGUAAAGACCAGCCGCAGUGGCUACCUGCAACGUUGCCUCAUCAAGCACCUGGAGGGGCUCAUGGUCUGCUACGACCAGACUGUUAGGGACAGCGAUGGAAGUGUCAUUCAGUUCCAGUACGGAGAGGAUGGCUUGGAUGUGCUCAAGAUGCAGAUGCUCAAGCCAAGCCAGUUCCCUGUGCUCAUCAAGAACAGCCAGGCGGUCAUUAACCGUGAUGCCAUCGAGCAGUGCGAGCGGGCCACCGACCACGAUGAACUGCGCAAGUCUAAGAGAGCGGUGCGUAAAUGGAUGAAGAAAAUGGACGAAGACGGUGACACGCACACGUCACACAGACAGAGUGCAUUCACCCUCUUCUCGCAAACCCAAGGGUCGCUAGUGCGGGAAGAGCACUUGAGCCGAUUUCACAAUGCAACUUCUGAGACUGCUCGUCAGGCGAUCUUGGAGGCUUACUUCAACCUCGACGAAAGGGCACUUCACAAGCUCAACAAAUCCAUUGUGAAGUGUGCCGACCCAGUCUGUUCCAAGCUGCGGAGUGAUGUCCACCUCGGUGCCGUGUCUGAACGGUUGGACACUCUAAUUGAAGACUACGUCGAGAAAAAUCCUCAUGGCCUCCUCGUGGCUGAGGAUACAGAAGAAGAGCAAGCCAUGGAAAAAAAGACUGUGACUGCGGAUGACUUCCGGAAAAUGGUCUACAUGCGAAACAUGAAAGCCAUCUGUGACCCGGGCGAGCCAGUGGGCCUGUUAGCCGCUCAGAGCAUCGGCGAGCCCUCGACACAGAUGACACUGAACACGUUUCACUUUGCGGGUCGAGGCGAGAUGAACGUGACUCUGGGGAUACCGCGGAUGAGGGAGAUCCUCAUGGUAGCCAGUGCCAACAUUGCAACCCCAACCAUGGACCUACAUUUGCUGCCACACCCGGAUAUUGAGCAGCGUGCUGAGGAGCUACGAGUCAAGAUCACAUCCAUCAACCUUUCACAGGUGCUGGAGGAAGUGUCCGUCAAGGAAACGCUGCACGUCAAGGGAAGGUCAGAGCGGUACCGCCGGUAUCGCGUCCACUUUCAGUUUUUGCCUCGGCGAGCGUACCGCAAGAAGCUGCAGGCUACACCGGCGCGGAUUCUGCGCUACAUGGAGACCGAUUUCCUUCGGAGGCUCAUUGAGGCCAUCAAGCGCAAGAUGGAGCACGUCUCCUCGGAGAGUGCAGAGCACCACGCUGGCUGGCGCAACAAAGCGUGA
Dermacentor silvarum is the source of this 4415-nucleotide messenger RNA. RefSeq names its product DNA-directed RNA polymerase I subunit RPA1-like (gene RpI1). Lineage: Eukaryota; Metazoa; Arthropoda; Arachnida; Ixodida; Ixodidae. Gene Ontology annotation, cellular component: RNA polymerase I complex. Gene Ontology annotation, molecular function: DNA-directed RNA polymerase activity; DNA binding. The record is from RefSeq and is a predicted model, not a curated record. Gene Ontology annotation, biological process: DNA-templated transcription.